UUGUCCGGAAGUGUCAUAGAUGCAUUUCCGGUUGUCACCGAGUAACGUUAAUAUACGUUUAGCUAAUCAAGUGAAACGCAUGUGUUUACUUGAAAAGUCUUUAUCACUUGGUAGACAUGAAGAAGAGGUUUAACAUCAACCUAGACGAUUCUGCUUUCACUAAAGAAAGAACCCUGCCAAAGCCACAGUUUCAGUCUUCAUCCAAAGGAGGACAAAACUCAGAUGCAUCGACUACAAAGCCUGUUCCUGGGUCGGCGGCUCAGCCCUUGUCUUAUGCAGAAUAUGUCGUGCAGAGUAAAAGUAACGUGGCUGCUGCUCCACAGAGAGAUGGUUCCUCCAAACCGCUCAGGACUGAAGGCGCUGGAGAUGCUGGUCUGAAACAAACUGAGCCAGUGUCCUCUGCUACAGAAAGAUGUGAAACAUUUAAGGAAUCGGCUAAAGGGACAGAUGUUCGAGCUGAGGAGGAUAAAAUGAGCGAGGAGGUGCAGUUGGUUGGCACAGAUCAAAAAGAGGGCAGCUGUCAGAAGUCAGAUCCCACCCUCAGCUUGGGUCCGAAACCAUUGGGGUCAGGGAGCAGCAUUAUUGUCAGUCCUCGACAGAGGGGAAAUCCUAUUCUGAAGUUUGUGAGGAGCGUUCCUUGGGAGUUUGGAGAUGUUGUGCCAGACUAUGUCUUGGGACAGACAACUUGUGCGCUCUUCCUCAGUCUGAGGUAUCACAACCUAAACCCAAACUAUAUCCACGACCGUUUGAAGCAGCUUGGACAGACAUUCACCCUGCGAGUGCUGCUCGUCCAAGUGGACGUUAAAGAUCCACAUCAUGUGUUAAAGGAGCUGGCUCGCAUCUGCAUCAUGGCCGACUGCACUCUCAUCUUGGCGUGGAGUCCAGAAGAGGCAGGACGUUACCUGGAAACAUACAAGUCAUAUGAAAAGAAACCAGCUGAUCUCCUCAAGGAGCAAGUGGAAAAAGACUACCUAUCAAAGGUCACAGAUUCUCUGACCACCGUGAAGUCUAUAAACAAAACUGAUGCCAUUACCUUGCUCUCCACUUUCUCAUCUGUAGAGGGAAUCAUCAGUGCCUCUAAGGAAGAACUGGUGCUCUGCCCAGGCCUUGGGCCUCAGAAGGCGAGACGGCUGUAUGACGUGCUGCACAAGCCCUUCCUCAAGUCAAAGACAAAAGACAGCUGACACUCUCACUGUGACUGUGACAUGGCUUCUGAAAAGAAUUCAGCAAAGCGGGACACCAUAUUGAACAGCUGGUGACACGCUUUCUAAAGUACUGAAUUAAUACUGAAAACUCUUGAUUUAAUAAGAGGAUGAAAGAGAUCUAUAAAAUCUCCCUGAUAAUCAGAAAGGGCAGUUUUAAGGAUUUGUGAUGUGAAUUGUUUGGAGUUGUAUAUUGAAGUGUUGAGACCACAUGUUCAAUGUUAAUUAUGUUUUGUUUGUUUGUUUUUUAUACAAAAAUAAAUAUUUUGUUAUAUUCUA
This is a messenger RNA of Mugil cephalus (flathead mullet), 1481 nucleotides long. RefSeq names its product excision repair cross-complementation group 1 (gene ercc1). The record is from RefSeq and is a predicted model, not a curated record. Gene Ontology annotation, molecular function: damaged DNA binding; single-stranded DNA binding. Gene Ontology annotation, biological process: meiotic mismatch repair; mitotic recombination; UV-damage excision repair. Gene Ontology annotation, cellular component: nucleus; nucleotide-excision repair factor 1 complex; ERCC4-ERCC1 complex. The transcript has 9 exons. The coding region runs from base 117 to 1184 and encodes 355 amino acids. NCBI's taxonomy places the organism in Eukaryota, Metazoa, Chordata, Actinopteri, Mugiliformes, Mugilidae.